This is a messenger RNA of Cucumis sativus (cucumber), 1416 nucleotides long. Its product is annotated as blue copper protein. The record is from RefSeq and is a predicted model, not a curated record. Lineage: Eukaryota; Viridiplantae; Streptophyta; Magnoliopsida; Cucurbitales; Cucurbitaceae. The transcript has 2 exons. Gene Ontology annotation, cellular component: plasma membrane. Gene Ontology annotation, molecular function: electron transfer activity. Bases 202 to 969 code for a protein of 255 amino acids.
UCUUCAACAAUAUUUAAUUUCAUUACAGAUAAUACAAAGAAAGACAGCACACAAAAGUUGAAAUUUUCAAACACACUUUAUCAUUAGCAUUAGCACGUCCUUUCCCACCAAAUCUAUGGAGUUUAAUAACGUUAUAUACACUCAGAAACAGAGAGAUCCCAAUACAAGUUCGUUUUCUUGGCUUUGACUUUCUGAAAGAAGAUGAUGGGAGCUUCAAGAACACUGAUAAUGGCAUUGGCAAUUGCAGCCACAAUGGCUGUUGAAUUAGCGAUGGCAACUAAUUAUACAGUGGGUGAUUCUGGUGGCUGGGAAAUAGGCCCCAACUUCCAGGCUUGGGCUUCCUCCAAAAACUUCACCAUUGGAGAUGUUCUCAUUUUCGAGUACUCGUCCAACCAUGAUGUGGUUGAAGUCAAUGAGCCAGAUUUCAGCUCCUGUUCCGCAAGCAACCCCAUAGAGAAGCACAUUGGCGGCAGUACAGCGAUUACCCUUUUGACAUCAGGUAAAAGAUUCUUCAUUUGCGGGGUGCCUGGCCAUUGCCUUGCUGGAAUGAAGGUUGAAAUUGACACCCUUGCAAAUCCAUCACCGCCGCCUUCCUCCAUAGUUAUGCCUCCAUCUCCACCGCCGGAAGAAACACCGUCUUCACCACCACCUACUUCCUCUCCCCCUGAUCCUACAUCUCCUCCUCCAUCUUCCCCCCCAAAAGCUUCAACGAAGCCACCAGCAAAGCCUCCUCAGGCUACACCACCAGAUUCUAAACCCAGCCCUCCAUCACCGCCCACGGAACCAACUCCACCAUCAUCAGCACCGACACCGGAGCCUCCGAUCCCUCCAUUUCCAUUUGAUCAGCCACUGAUUCCCUCAGCAGCGCCCAAACCUCCUCCUCGUCCAUCAUUGGCUUAUAGAUGCAGUUUCAGGAUUCAUCUCUCUUUUGGCUUCACCUUUGUUGCCAUAAUGAUUUUGGCUCUCUGAAAAAUUUUCAUUUUCCAUGUACAUCUUGAUGGGAUCCUACAAUUUUUUUGAUCUAAUGCUUUUACUCUACGUGAUUCCAAUGAAUAAAAAGCCUUUCACCAGCCUCUAUCCAUUGUAAAAUAUCUUAAACACAUUACAAUUCUGCUCUGACUGAGAAUAAUUCCCAAAUCAUGUGCUACAUUGAUAAGCAAUAACCAUAGCACAUGACAAACCUGAGAAGAAUAUUAACUUCAGGAUAUAAUAUGAUAUUAAAGAAGCUGCCUUCUGGUAUUCCAAAACAUUUCACAAAAAAGAAAGAUUCUCUCUAUUGUCCAUUCUUUUAGGCAUAAAGAAAAUUAAUGCUAACCAUCAAAAUUUAAAUUUCAUGCUCCCUGUUAUCAUGACAACACCUGUAAGGAUUACUGUGUUUGAUAUUUUAUGAAAUAAAAAUGUAAAGCUUGGAGUGAA